Messenger RNA from Acaulospora colombiana, 1047 nucleotides. NCBI's taxonomy places the organism in Eukaryota, Fungi, Glomeromycota, Glomeromycetes, Diversisporales, Acaulosporaceae. The record is from the annotation of a GenBank genome assembly.
AUGUCAGCAAACUUAGCUCUUGUAAUUUCCGCCCUUAGUGCUAUUUCUGGGCAAAAUGUUGUUUCGGAUGAUAAGUUAUUCAACAAAAUCGACGAUGGAAAUAAUCAAUUGGAAACGAGCUACUUUCACCAAUUUUUAGUUUGUGGUCCUACUAACAUCAACAUCUCCGAACCUACCUCUAACCCCCAAAACGACGGAAAAACGAUAAAUAGCGACAUAUUGUUCAACAAAAGAAGUGUCCAUGCUAAACGGUUGGAUAUCAAAAGUCUUCAUCAAUCUUACUUAGUUGGUGGUCCCCUCGGAGUUUCUCAUAAGACCUCCACCCCAAGCGUUAAUAUUUAUCGGAUAUAUAUUAAAACAUUAACCAACGAAGUAAUUACCGCCUCUGUUAAAAAUACCACGACUGUUAAAGUAUUGAAAAAAAAGAUUCAUGAAAAAAGGGGCAUCCUCCCUGAUAAGUUGACUUUUGAUGGUAAUCAGUUAGAGGAUGGAAAGUCACUCGGUGAUUACAAUGUUCAAAAUGGAUCAGUUUUAUACAUGGUUCCUCACCUUAAGAAAGACGAAAUUAAACCCCAGUGUAUCUUUGUCUCCCAGGAAUUUCUUCACCCUAAAUAUGACUAUAAUUUCACAAACAUUAAUGAUGACGGUCGGAAAUUUAUGCGCGGACAAUACGAAUACAAACGUCCGGUGGGCUGGAAUCGAAUUGCCCUCAAGGUAUUAAACAAAUAUGAAGAUAACAUUUGGCUCGGAGUAGGUGAGAAGCAUAAUUUCAAUUCAAUUGCUAGUACGGGAUAUUCGUUAAGCAAGGGAAAGAGAUUUAAUUUUGGUCAGGGAAUUUAUUCUACACCGGAUAUUAACAUUGCAGCUCAGUAUGCCAAGGAGUUUACGCAUGAUGGUGAGAGGUACAAAAUGGUGUUUCAGAAUCGAGUGAACCCUGAGAAUUUGGUACGAAUUAGUGCAGCUAAAACGAAAAAGGGAGGAGAGUUUUGGGUUUCACCUAAGGGCGAAGAUAUAAGACCUUACGGAAUUUGCAUUAAAAAGCUUUAA